AUGGCGACGACGGCAAUCGCCGCGAUUUGGCUCCUGAUUCCUGCCAUCGUUGUCAUCGCCGCAGCUUCAGCAGCCAUGGGUCUGUUCGGUGGGAAUAAGCUACCCGUUGAGGGAAAGACGGUCCUCAUCACCGGCGCGUCCGAAGGCAUGGGACUGUCCGCAGCACAGAAGCUUGCUGCCCGGGGUGCCAACGUCAUCCUCAUCUCCCGCAACGUUGGCAAGCUCGAAGAGGCCCUUGAUUCGGUCAAGGCCGCUGCGAAGCACCCCAGCUCGCAACGCUUCCACUACAUCUCGGCCGACGUAUCUACGUCCUCGUACGCCGCUCCCGUCAUCGCUGAAGCUAUUAAGUGGAACAAUGGAAAGUCUCCCGACAUCGUUUGGUGCGUUGCCGGUACGUCGGUGCCCGAGCUUUUCGUCGACAUGGAUAUGGAGUCACUGCGCAAGCAGAUGAACGUGAACUUUUACGGCACUGCAGAAAUGUCCCACGUUAUUCUGAAAGAGUGGCUUGCCGUCGAUGCGCCUGUCGAGAAGGAGCCCAAGCAUCUCAUCAUGACUACGAGCGUCGUUGCCCUUUAUACCAUCCCUGGCUAUGCCCCCUACGCACCCUCCAAAUGGGCCAUUCGAGGGCUUGCAGACACAAUCUCCCAGGAGAUGUUGAUGUACCCCCAAAACGUUAGAGUCCAUGUAGUAUACCCAGGAAGCAUCCUCUCCCCCGGUUUCGACAGGGAAAACGUCACCAAACCCGCCAUCACCAAGCUUCUGGAGGAAAGUGAUCCGAAGCAAACGCCUGAUGAGGUGGCCGAAGCUGCCAUCCGCGGACUCGAAAGGGGUGACUACUUUGUCACAGUGAACUUCCUCGGCACCUUGAUGAGAUGGGGGAUGAUGGGUGGUUCGUUUCGAAACAAUUGGGUCCUGGAUACCCUUGGCGCUUGGCUGGUGUCCAUUGUCUGGAUGUUCGUCCAAAUGGACCUACACGGCAAGAUCAAGAGUUAUGGCAAAAAGUACGGCCACCCAAGUACAGCCAAGAAGCAUCAAGUUUAA
Messenger RNA from Drechmeria coniospora, 1041 nucleotides. RefSeq lists its product as uncharacterized. The record is from RefSeq and is a predicted model, not a curated record. Lineage: Eukaryota; Fungi; Ascomycota; Sordariomycetes; Hypocreales; Ophiocordycipitaceae. Gene Ontology annotation, molecular function: 3-dehydrosphinganine reductase activity. The transcript has 3 exons. The coding region runs from base 1 to 1041 and encodes 346 amino acids. Gene Ontology annotation, biological process: sphingolipid biosynthetic process. Gene Ontology annotation, cellular component: endoplasmic reticulum membrane.